Amphibalanus amphitrite is the source of this 2573-nucleotide messenger RNA. Its product is annotated as arginine-hydroxylase NDUFAF5, mitochondrial-like. Bases 297 to 1313 code for a protein of 338 amino acids. Gene Ontology annotation, cellular component: mitochondrion. The transcript is spliced from 4 exons. Gene Ontology annotation, biological process: mitochondrial respiratory chain complex I assembly. Gene Ontology annotation, molecular function: S-adenosylmethionine-dependent methyltransferase activity. Lineage: Eukaryota; Metazoa; Arthropoda; Thecostraca; Balanomorpha; Balanidae. The record is from RefSeq and is a predicted model, not a curated record.
AGUAGGCAAAAAGAACAGAAUUUGAAUUGGUUCUUCCAAAAAACUGUGAAGAUAAAGGGAAAAUCUAUAUUUACGGCUUUUUGCAUUAAAGCCUUCUUCAGUUUCAUAAUAAUUAUUUGCUGGGUAAAGGCUGUCAUUCUUCAUAAAUAACUCAUAUCCAGUUUAUCCGCCAGUAUACUGUCAGAGCUAUUCCAGGGGAAAGGUAGUUUGUGAAAAAUGAAGAAAAGUGUGAACCAGAACGCAGUGUUGCAUAAGUAAUACUCUUGGCCGCAGCGUUUGUCAAAUUCAAGUACAAGAUGAUACUGAAACCAGGGAUGUCUUGCGUUGCGAGGUUUACUGCUAACCAGUUCCAAAAUACUGAAUGUUGGCGAACAAUUUCAACAAGCACAAGAGCAUGUUUCCCUGCUAUUAUAUUCGAUAGAAAGGCAAAAGAGCAUCACAGAAACACUGCCGGACAGAGACUGGAUUCAUCACUUUACGACUAUGUCAAGGAAGAGGUUGGCUGGAGAGUUGCAGAUCGGGUAUUCGACAUCAAGCGCCAGUUCGGCACAGUGUUGGAUCUUGGAUGCGGAAAAGGAUAUGUACUCAAACACUUUGACAAGGACAUGGUGAAGAAGGUGGUGGCCUGCGAAAUGUCCUCGUCUCUGCUGGCUGCCGCCCAGUGCCUAGAGGACGUCUCAUUGCAAAAAAUCAACUUCGAUGAAGAGGAGCUUCAGUUGGAGGACUCCAGCGUGGAUCUGGUCACCAGCAGUCUGAGUCUGCACUGGGUGAACGACCUGCCGGGCUGUUUCGGGCGCGUACUGGCGUGCCUGCGGCCGGACAGCGCGUUCGUGGGUGCCAUGCUGGGCGGCGACACUCUGUACCAGCUGCGCUGCGCCCUGCAGCUGGCCAGCCUAGAGCGAGACGGGGGUAUCGGCGUGCACGUGUCGCCGUUCGUGAAGCCGCAGGACGUCGUCGGACUCCUUACCAGGGCCGGCUUCACAAUGCUAACCAUUGACGUGGACGCCAUCACGGUCGGCUACCCGUCCAUGUUCGAGCUGAUGUGGGACCUUCAGGGAAUGGCAGAGAACAACGCCGCCGUCAACCGCACUCUGCGGCUCAACCGGGACACCAUGCUGGCGGCGGCGGCCAUCUACCAGGAAAUGUACGGCUCCGUCGACGAGCAGAGCGGUGAAGUGUCGGUGCCGGCGACGUUCGAGGUGCUGCACUUUAUCGCGUGGAAGCCGGGUGCCAGCCAGCCGCGGCCCCUGGAGCGCGGAUCGGGCACCGUGUCCCUCAAGGACCUGGGCUCCGUCAUCGGCGGCGCCAACUGACACUGGCAGACCACAAUGACGCGCUAGUUGUUAUGUUGUGCUUUAGUGACAAUAGAUGCCGACAAUCGAAAAAAAAAAUAGAACGUUUGUGAGUUGCAGCAAGUGAUUUUUUUUGGGAUUUCUGUGUUGACAAAAAAUAGAAUCAAUGAUCAUGGAAGGGGGUCUAUCAAAAUGCAUGUCUACAGCAACGCUAUCGAAGUUGUAAAUUGUCCUAGUCCCAGGGUGAUCGGUAGCACCCAGAUCCCGUGGGGGCCUCACGAGGCUGGCUGAUGGGCGUGGUAUCCGGUGCCAUUCGAGCGGAGCCAUUAAUAGCCGCCUGGGCUAUUUUGGGCGACCAGCGCUCAGGAUAACCGGCCCCCUUCCCCGGUGGGGGGAGGGGGGGGGGACGCCGGCGGCCGGUCUCGGCAGAACCGUCAGUGCCAAAUGGCCGGUCGGUGGGGAAGUGUCGGACUCGAUGGACGCUUGGUAGCCGGAGGUGGACUGUCUGAGUGUGAGCAGAGUGGCGAGUGAGCGGUGUCUGUGAGUUGAGUGAGUGAAUUAGUGAGUUGUGGGGCAGCGAGCGGGUACCUGCACCGGCGGAGGCUCCAGGCAUGUCGUUCCCGAACAAGGCAGCGCGCCAGGCUUGCUGGGACGCCCGCGACCAGUUCUGGGCGUGCCUAGACGCUAACGCCGAGAACGCGGCGCCCUGCAGCCACCUGCGCGAGCUGUACGAAAAGGGCUGCCCCAGCCAAUGGGUUAAACACUUCGACAGGAAACGAAGUUAUGAGAAGUUCAAGGACAAAAUACAGAACCAAGGGUAUGAACCUGUCAAUGAUGACCGGCAAAAGGCGUCAGCCUGAGACGUUAACCCGUCCUGCGCCCUAGUUACUAACUGAUAUACCAUGCAUUGCGAUUGUUGUUUGUUGUACAAUUCUGCUCGCCAUGCGCGUUAGGAUGACCAGGGGAUUCCGCUCGGUUGGACAAUGGGCCCCCCUUCCAACGAAAUGUCAGGUCGGGGUCACGUCUGCGUCGCUCCAUCACCCAUGACCCAACAAAGGCAGAUCGUACUCACCGCACACUGCCGAGAUCCACUGGGCGUGCUCGUGAUCGAUACAUUUCUGACAUGCCAAGAAACGCUACUGAAACCAGUCGGAAGUUUCCGUCUCACCUUGGGACACGCGUGGUAUUUCUGGUGUAGUUUUUCAUGAAAUGCCAGGCGGUUCUAGCACGUGUCCAGUGUCAAUAUUUACGAAUAUCAGAAAUAAACGCCGGGUCACCGCA